AUGGACCACAAGAGCCUCCAGUAUAUUUUUAAGCAGAAGGAGCUAAAUUUGUGGCAGAGAAGAUGGCUGGAAUUAUUGAAAGAUUAUGAUGUCGAUAUUUUGUAUCAUCCGGGGAAAGACAAUGUGGUAGCUGAUGCACUUAGCCGCAAGUCCAUGGGCAGUUUGACUGAUGUUCCACCAAAUAAAAAAGAAUUAGUUCAUGAGAUUUAUCAAUUAGCCAGUCUUGGUGUUCGUUUGGCCGACUCUAAAGAUACCGAGAUUUCUAUCCGAGAUAUUACUAAAUCAUCACUUAUGGAAGAGCAAGCAGUUGAUAAAGUAAAGCUUAUUCAGGAGAGGUUAUUGGCUACCCAGAGUCGACAAAAAUCAUAUGUAGAUAAGCGACGUCAACCACUAGAGUUUCAGAUUGGCGAUUGGGUAUUUCUAAAGGUGUCGCCUAUGAAGGGUGUGAUGAGGUUUGAUAAAAAGGGUAAGCUUAGUCCGCUGUAUAUCGGACCUUAUCAGAUUACUCGAAGGAUAAGCGAAGUCGUCUAUGAGCAAGACUUACCAUUCGAUCUAGAGGCAGUGCACCCGAUAUUUCAUGUGUCUAUGCUUCGUAAAUAUGUUGGUGAUCCCUCCAGAAUAUUUCCUAUAGAAGAUGUGCAGAUAACGGAGGAGCUAUCUUAUGAAGAACAACCCGUAGCCAUUUUAGAUCGGCAAGUGAGAAGAUUACACACUAAAGAUGUACCUUUUGUCAAGGUUUUGUGGCAAAACAAUAACCGAGAAGAGAUGACCUAG
Solanum dulcamara is the source of this 774-nucleotide messenger RNA. RefSeq lists its product as uncharacterized. The record is from RefSeq and is a predicted model, not a curated record. The coding region runs from base 1 to 774 and encodes 257 amino acids. Lineage: Eukaryota; Viridiplantae; Streptophyta; Magnoliopsida; Solanales; Solanaceae. The transcript has 2 exons.